This is a messenger RNA of Ictalurus furcatus (blue catfish), 1473 nucleotides long. RefSeq names its product progranulin. Gene Ontology annotation, cellular component: extracellular region. The record is from RefSeq and is a predicted model, not a curated record. Lineage: Eukaryota; Metazoa; Chordata; Actinopteri; Siluriformes; Ictaluridae. The coding region runs from base 101 to 1312 and encodes 403 amino acids. The transcript has 8 exons.
UAUCAGCUUGAAGCAUGUGGUUGUGGGUUGUUCAUUUGAGAAGUUGGGACUGAAACAUACAGACGUAUACUGCUAACAAUCAAUCCACUCCACAAGCAAGAUGACUGCUGUGUUAGUGUUACUCGUGAUAGGGCUGGUUUCUAGCAGCAGUGUCUGUCCAGACGGUACAAAAUGUCAAGACAAAAAUACUUGCUGCCAAACUAAGACAGGAUAUGCAUGCUGCAAAUAUCCAUCUGCUGUUUGCUGUCCAGACAAGGCCCACUGCUGUCCACAAGACUACCAGUGUGACCUAGAGACUCAGCUGUGUGAGAAAAAGGGGCUUCCAUGGUAUAGAAUCCCUCUUUCUCCUCAGAUAGCUGCAGAGGAGGAAGAGAAAAGUACUCCUGCUCCUCUGGUGAAAUCUGACAAUCCUUCUGUCUCUGUGGUUUUCUGUGACAACUUCAAUACCUGCCCUGAUGGUACAACGUGCUGCAGGUCUCCUUUUGGGCAGUGGUCGUGCUGCGUAUACAUUGUGGGUCAGUGCUGCCGUGAUGGCCUCCACUGCUGUCCCUUUGGUUAUCGCUGUGACAGCACAUCCACCUACUGUUCUAGGGGAGCACUGAGACUUCCUGCAUCUCCACAGAUUGCUGCGAUGCAGAGCAACACCAUUCAGUCUCUUUCCCCUCAGAUACCUGCUGAAAAUGAAGAGAAAAGUACUCCUGCUCCUCUGGUGAAAUCUGACAAUCCUUCUGUCUCUGUGGUUUUCUGUGACAACUUCAAUACCUGCCCUGAUGGUACAACGUGCUGCAGGUCUCCUUUUGGGCAGUGGUCAUGCUGCGUAUACAUUGUGGGUCAGUGCUGCCGUGAUGGCCUCCACUGCUGUCCCUUUGGUUAUCGCUGUGACAGCACAUCCACCUACUGUUUUAGGGGAGCACUGAGACUUCCUGCAUCUCCACAGAUUGCUGCGAUGCAGAGCAACACCAUUCAGGAUCGGUGCUGCCAGAGUGAGACAGGCUGCUGUCCCAUCGGGUUUCACUGUGAUGAGGAGAGCAAAGCCUGUGUGAGAGAUUUCGACCAUUCAUCUCCACUGAAUGUCCAGAAUCAGGCCGGGAUUAUACACUGCAGUGACCGAUUCUAUUGUCCAGCUGGAAAUAGCUGCUGCAAGACACUAACCGGCCAAUGGGCAUGCUGUCCAUAUACUCUGGGUCAGUGCUGUAAGGAUGGAAAGCACUGCUGUGAGUAUGGCUAUGACUGCAAUUGUACAUUUACUAGAUGUAAAAAAGGCUACUCAAGCGCUCCUGCUCUUCUCACAAAUGAAGCACUGCUCCUCUGAAUGCAAUUAAUGUAAUUAAGAGAAUUUCAUUUGAUCAACAAAUGUCAUACUUUUUUCUAAGCUUUAUGAUUUGAAUUUUGUUAUACUACAAUAAGCAGAAGCAGUUACCAAAAAUAAAUGACAAUGCAUAUGUUAAUUAAUAAAAAAGUUAUUUUAAUGCC